CAAUUGGGGAAGAUACAAGUGGGGAAGUCUAGUUGGUGUAGCUGCACUCAUUGUAACUGUAGCUCUGACCAGGUUCAAAAACCUCCAUUGAAUGUUUCCAUCUCGUCGAUUUACAAAUAUGCAAUACAAACAAAACAUGUUUUAUGUACAUUAACAAACAAUUAUUGUUUAGGCAGUGGUUGGAUAAUUAAUUCUCUAGAAACCAGGCAAGGUUGGGUAAAAAAUAACACAUUUUUACUGCUGACGCAAUGAUUUUACGACAGUUUAGAUCGGAAGUUGAUCAAGGAUGCUGGCGUUCCUGUGCACGCGAGCAUCAGCGUGGAAUUCUAACUCGAAACUUCUGUGCAGGGAGGCGAAUUUCAUUACUCUUCGCCUAAGCAGCAGUCAAAGAUUUUCUUCCUGUCGAAAAUUAUAUUUGCACACAAGUACAAGUCGGAACUGCGCUUAUAUUUCUGUGCAGACAAAAGGCCUAACUUCGAGACUGACUGAGUUGAAUACUUUUUUAAAUCGUAUCUCCACAUACAGCAAGAAAAUGUCAUCUUCGCACUCAGAUAAUGGGAUGAAGCAGAGAAUGGUAUGGGUGGACUUGGAGAUGACAGGACUGGACAUUGAGAAGGACCAGAUUAUUGAGAUGGCGUGCAUCAUAACAGACUCAGAAUUAAAUGUGCUAGCUGAGGGUCCCAAUUUAAUCAUCAACACAACAGAUGAACUGCUGGACGGGAUGGAUGACUGGUGUAAAGAACAUCAUGGCAAUUCAGGUUUGACGCAGGCAGUGAGGAACAGUAAGAUCACCCUGCAGCAGGCUGAGUACGAGUUUCUUUCUUUCAUCAGACAGCAUACCCCACCAGGCCAGUGUCCACUCGCGGGGAACUCUGUGCAUGCUGACAAGAAGUUUUUGGACAAGUACAUGCCCCAGUUCAUGCACCACCUACACUACAGGAUCAUCGAUGUGAGCACGAUCAAGGAGCUAUGCAGGCGAUGGUUUCCUGAGGAAUACAAGCUUGCACCACAGAAGAAAGCAUCGCACAGAGCACUUGACGACAUUCAGGAAAGCAUCAAGGAACUGCACUUUUACAGAGCACAUGUUUUCAAAUCGCAAGCUGAAGAGAAGAAGCGCAAGUUAUUGCAAAAUGGAGACAGAAACAAAUGUGUGUGAGAGGGUUCCAGGGUUGGGUGAAGAGAAGAAAUGGAGGGGAAAACCAUUGACUGUACAAUAUAGGUUGUUUAGGAAUGGGGAAAACAUUUGAAUUUGAACUUUAAUCCAUGUGUGUUCACGUUUUACUAACUUGGUAAGGACCUUAAAUCCCUACAAGGAUAGGAAAAAUAGAAAAUUGUGACCUUGUGGGGAGGUUUUGCCACUCUUCACAAAGAAAAAGGCACUUCUGGCUUACGGAUUAGGUUUAGGCAAAAGGUUACAACUGGGAAUUGCCAAGAAAACAGUUUUCUGAUUUAACACCCAUCUUCUGUUUUUAUCGCAUAUUUACAUUAGAAUGCAAACCCAGCUUAGUUUCUGGAUUCAGAUGUUCAUUGUUUCAUUUUCAGUUGGGGGGGGUAGUGCGUGUCAAUCCAAAAGUGUCUUGUUUGGUUAUCAAUAUUAUAUGGGAUUGACUAUUAUAUUUUUCAUUGUUGUAAUAUCACAUGGUAACCAACUAAAUAAACUCAAUUAUUGAGCAAUUUU
Molecule: messenger RNA, 1678 nt
Organism: Esox lucius (northern pike)
Lineage: Eukaryota; Metazoa; Chordata; Actinopteri; Esociformes; Esocidae
Gene: rexo2
Product: small fragment nuclease
Exons: 7
Coding region: 287-1156 (289 amino acids)
Cellular component (GO): mitochondrion
Molecular function (GO): nucleic acid binding; 3'-5'-RNA exonuclease activity
Source: RefSeq, a predicted model, not a curated record